CCGAAAGCCCUCCGUGUUCGUGCAAAAAACCCUGUGGGCACUCUCUCUGCGAAACCCUAACACUUUCAGUCCGAGAGAGAGAGAGAGAGAGUAUGAAGGAGGAGGACGCGGGCCCACCCAACAGAGAACUGUAUGCACUGCUCCACAUAUCACCGGAGGCCUCCGACGAAGAAAUCCGGAAGGCUUAUCGCCAAUGGGCCCAAAUAUAUCACCCGGACAAGCACCAAGCUCCCCAUAUGAAAGACAUUGCUACAGAGAACUUUCAACGGAUAUGUGAAGCAUAUGAAAUUUUAUCAGAUGUAAACAAAAGGCAAAUAUAUGACAUCUAUGGUAUGGAAGGGCUGAAUUCUGGUUUGGAGCUUGGUCCAAAGCUGAAUAAGGUAGAAGAACUAAAGGAAGAACUUGAAAGGUUACGGCGAAGGAAAGAAGAAGAAAAGAUUUUUGCACAUUUCCGACCGUCUGGUACAAUGCUAGCAAAUAUGUCUUUGCCGCACUUUCUAAAUGGUGGUGGCAUCAUCCAAGGAAUGGCUAUGACAAGUGAAGUUCAGUCUCAGAUAUCCAAACGCAAUGCUAUUGCAAUUGGUGGAAAUUUGGUAGUUAAUGGGAAUUCUGGAGGUGGAGCUGCUACUGCUGUGUUCAGGCAUCAAAUAUCUUCAUUUUCUACUAUGGAAUUUAUGGCUUCAGCUGGUUUACGGGCAUUAAUUGGGGUGGAAACAUCUCGUCAGCUAUCAUCACACUCAACUGCAACAAUGGGCGUUGCUAUGUCUUUGAAAGAUGGUUCAUUGAAUCUUUCCAACUCCUGGACCCGCCAACUGUCUGAAACUGCAUCUGGAAAUAUACAACUUGCUUUAGGUCCAGAGUCAUCUAUUGCAGUUGGAUGGAAAAUGAAGGAUGUGAAAAUGUCUGCAGCUGGAGAACUGAAGUUUGGCACCAGUUCAUUUGGGGCAUCAGCUCACUAUAAUCAUCAGUUUUCCUCAAAGUCUCAUGGCCGCAUUGGUGGGAAAGUGGGAAGCACCACUCUUGAGAUAGAAGUUGGCGGUGGAAGGAAAUUAUCUAAAUUCAGCACUGUCCGCAUGUUGUACACAAUAGGAAUACAGGGUAUAUUUUGGAGAUUUGAAUUGCAUCGUGGCGGCCAAAAGUUAAUUAUUCCU
This is a messenger RNA of Corylus avellana, 1151 nucleotides long. The record is from RefSeq and is a predicted model, not a curated record. Lineage: Eukaryota; Viridiplantae; Streptophyta; Magnoliopsida; Fagales; Betulaceae.